AUGAUGCAUCGUUUUGGUGAUAUUGAUGUUUCAUUCAAACGACUUCCACCUAUUUAUGGUUAUCGAAGUGAAAAACUUGUUUCAGUUGAAAAAGCACUUGAACCCAUCGAAUCUCAAAUCAAUGAAUUACAAUAUUAUAUAAAAAUAGCUAAAAAACAUUGUCAUUUUCCAUCAGAACGUGGACUCACAAGAGAUCAAUCAGCUGCUGUUUAUAUUUAUACAAUGGAAUGGGGUGAAACCACUUUGUAUCGUGUAUUAAAUAUAGCAUUACGAUCAGAAAAUCGACAAGCAUUAAAAAUAUGGUUUGCAUAUUUAAAAUUAUUUGACAGUGCAUUAGAUAAAUUACCCACUGUCAAGGAAAUUUUAUGGCGAGGUGUUCCUCUUGAUAUUGGCAAGAAUUUUACCAAAAAUGAACUUAUGACAUGGUGGAGUAUUAAUUCAAGUUCGUCAUCAGUUGAUGUUAUCAAAGAUUUCCUCGAAUAUGAAAAUGAAGAUGAAAUUAUUUUACGAAUGGGUACACAAUUUCGUGUUAAAAGCAACGCUUUAGAACAAUCAAAUGGUUCACAUAUUGUACAUUUAGUUGAAAUCGAUGAUGAUAAUGAUGAACUAUUAGCAUCAACUAUGAAUGAAAUGCAUGUCACUACAAAACCAUCAAAUGAAGGUGCUUCUGAACAACCAAUUCUUUUCAAUCAUAUUAAUAUCAAAACCAAAUGGAAACGACAUGGAAUUACUAUUGCUGGAGGUAAUGGAUGGAGCAAUCAAUUGAAUCAAGUCUUUUGUCCUCAAAGUAUCUAUGUUGAUCAUGAUCAUCAAACUAAUUAUAUUGCUGAUUAUCGUAAUCACCGUAUUGUUGAAUGGAAAUAUGGAGCAAAAAAUGCUCAAGUUGUUGCAGGUGGACGUAAAUGUGGAGAUCGAAGUGAUCAGUUGCUUUAUCCAAUAGACGUGAUUGUUGAUAAAAAGAAUGAUUCUCUCGUCAUUUGUGAUGGUGGAAACAGAAGAGUGGUACGAUGGUCUCGUCAAAAUGGUAAAAAUGGAGAAACAAUCAUUCCUGACAUUAACUGCCGAAGUUUAAGAAUGGAUAAGAAUGAAAAUCUUUAUGUCUCUGAUUGCAAGAAGAAUGAAGUGAAACGAUGGAAACAAGGAGAGACAGAAGGAACAAUAGUAGCUGGUGGAAAUGGACAAGGAAAUCGCCUUAAUCAACUCGAUUAUCCUACUUAUAUCUUCAUUGAUGAAGAUCAUUCAAUUUAUGUAUCGGAUCAUGGGAAUCAUCGUGUGAUGAAAUGGGCGAAAGGUGCAAAAGAAGGUAUUGUUGUUGCUGGUGGAAAAGGUCACGGAAAUAGUUUGACACAAUUGUCUAAUCCUGAAGGAGUGAUUGUCGAUCAUUUGGGUAAUGUUUAUGUGGCUGAUACUUUCAAUCAUCGAAUAAUGCGUUGGUGUGGAGGAUCGAAGGAAGGUAGUAUUGUUGUUGGUGGAAAUGGAUGUGGAGAUGAACUAAAUCAGUUCAAUCGUCCCACAGGUUUAUCAUUUGAUGUUCAAGGUAAUCUUUAUGUAGUUGAUUGUUUCAAUAAUCGAAUACAAAAAUUUGAUAUUGAUUUGAAUUGA
This is a messenger RNA of Adineta steineri, 1602 nucleotides long. The record is from the annotation of a GenBank genome assembly. NCBI's taxonomy places the organism in Eukaryota, Metazoa, Rotifera, Eurotatoria, Adinetida, Adinetidae.